AAAUAUUUCUUAUCGUUUACUCGCCAUCUAACAAACGGUUCUGAUCUAGAACCAAACCUAUUCUAGUUUGGUAUAAAUUUUUUGUGGAGUUAUUCUUUUUUUAUCUUUAUCAGACUUUAUACUCCUUGACGUUCGAUAAAAAAUAGCAAUGAUUACCGAUAUCCAGCUAGCAGUGUUUUCAAACAUUUUAGGUGUAUCCAUAUUCCUCCUUGUAAUACUUUACCACUAUAUCAACGCAAACAGCAGCAAAUAAAGGUAUAUAAAUUUCUCAACCAUUAUCUAUAUGGAGUUUUAAGAAGGAAGUGGCUUUUUACAUACUAACCUGUAGUAACAGAUUAGUAUAUCUAGCAAUAUUUACUAUGAAUUUUCAAUAUGGCGUAAAGAUCUAAGAUUACACACAAGAAUGCUCAAGAUUGCAAUUUCAAAAAUAUAGUAAAAUGUACAAUGAAUUAAUUUGUUUG
Pieris rapae (cabbage white) is the source of this 461-nucleotide messenger RNA. Its product is annotated as dolichyl-diphosphooligosaccharide--protein glycosyltransferase subunit 4. Gene Ontology annotation, cellular component: oligosaccharyltransferase complex. The record is from RefSeq and is a predicted model, not a curated record. Bases 149 to 253 code for a protein of 34 amino acids. The transcript has 2 exons. Lineage: Eukaryota; Metazoa; Arthropoda; Insecta; Lepidoptera; Pieridae.